GCCUAUUCUAACAGCAAAGAUAAAAUCCCCACCUGCCAUUACCCUAAAUUCAGGAACCUCCAGCAGAUGAGCACACGCUUACCCACACACCCCAAAAAUAAAGAAGUAACAAACAGAAAGUCUCGUCCUUCUUAUUCUACGGCCACUGUCAGGGCAGGUUACUCUUCACGGCAGAUCUCUGCUUGCCUUCUUUUUUUGGGCCUUUGGAGAUCUUUGAGGCGCCCCACGUGAUAAGGUGCGUGAGUUAGAUCAUUGGUUUCAUUUGGUAAGAGGAAAUUUAGCAGAGUUGAGCAAUGGUACGGGGACAGUUUUGAAAGCCCUUGAGAAAGCAUCAGAGUUGCAGAUCGAGCAUCAGGCGAGGCGAGGAACCCAAUGCUGCAUCCGUACAGAAUGGAGGGGUACAUCAUCCCACCCAAAGAAGAGGGUAGAGAGAGGGUAACCUGGACUGGCUGGAUGUCACAGACACCGUCUGUACAAAAAGAUUACUGGGCAGUUUUAACCAAAGAUCAGCAAACAGAGGAAAUGUUUGAAACAGAGAUCUAUCGACCACCAAUGGAGUAUCAGUAUAUCAUUGAUGACAGUCAGAACGAUCACUCUUGGGAUUAUAACACGCAUCACAUUCAUCCAGUGGACUUCGAGAAUCUGCCGGAGAGCCACUUUACAGAGCUACAAAGCGUGCAGUCACUACAUGCGGCCAGUGUGCAUCGCUUUCCAGAUGUGGAGUCCAGCCAUUUCAUGGACCCAGGCCUGGGUAGCCAUCACAUCCCUCUAACCAAUCCACAGAUGACUUACUUGCCCCGGACAUCGGUGUGUUACCCUCACAACGUCCAGCCAUCUCCUCUCCAGCGCAGCUCAGAUGAGGAAGAUCCCAGCAGUCGUAGUCCUCCAUUAGAGGUGUCAGAUGAGGAGUGUAUGAGAGACCACAUCAGCUCUACAACAGGAGGAGAGCAUGGUAACAAGAAGAAAAUUCGCUUGUAUCAGUUCCUGCUUGACCUUCUGCGAAAUGGAGACAUGAAGGACAGCAUCUGGUGGGUGGAUCGAGAAAAAGGAACAUUCCAGUUCUCAUCCAAGCACAAAGAGGUUUUAGCCAACCGAUGGGGCAUCCAGAAGGGCAAUCGCAAAAAGAUGACCUACCAGAAGAUGGCAAGAGCACUGAGAAACUACGGAAAGACGGGAGAAGUCAAGAAGAUCAAGAAAAAACUCACCUACCAGUUCAGUGGAGAGGUUCUCGGGAAGAGCCACACAGACAGAAAGCAUUACAUGUAAACAUAUUUGUAAAAAGACUGUAAAAAAAACAAGAAAGAAGCUAUUUUUUCCUCUAUGAAAACAACAAAUAAGACUCUUUUAAGCCUUUGCAUUAACACCUUCGCAUUAAUGAAGUCAAUAUAAGUACAUAUUUAAAAUGGCAGACACGAUGACCAAACUAGGUAAAUUUAAAAAACUAGUAAAGACAGUUCAACACCACGCAUGAUGGAAAAAAAAUCACAAAAAUACAAAAAGCAGAAGUGAAAACCAAUGACACAGCCUCACGGAAAACUCUGUCACGUCUGGGUAGAGCACACACACACACACACACACAUACACACACACACACACACACGCACACAGAUAGAUCUCUGCCCAUAUUUGAACUGUCUUUAAGUAAACUUGUAAUAUUUAAUAAUUAUUGGUCUGGUUUCUAUAAUUGCCAAUACAAAGUGUGCAGCAUGUUUUCUGUCAACCUUGUGUUCAAAAAGCUGGAUUAUCAGGACAAUUUCUCAGCAAUGCAUUAGCAUAUAUUAAUAGAAUGUUAAAAUUAAACAAGAAGCUUAAAACUGUUGAAAAACACAAAUAAUAUUUUACAACAUUUUGUUUUUUUGAGAUUGAAAGACUUUAGACCCUGUGCUUCACUCAUAAAACUGAGUGUUUAUUAUCCAUCUGUGACAGAAUUCUUAAAAACGUCCAUUAACUUUUUUGUUUUCAAAGAAAUUUGAAAUGAUACAGACAGACUACGUCAGAUAUGUUUCAACAUGUGUUGUUCUAGAAUGGUCGUGCUUUUCAACAUUAGGAAUAAGCUAAAAAAUUUUUUAAAUUAAGAUAAAAUACUCAACAAAAUAUAUCAAACUAAGCAUUUCUUCUGAGCAGUGUAAACCGCACCGUUUACACUGACAGCAAACAGGCCGUCGGCGCCCCCUGUCAGUCAGCGAGAGCAAAAUCCCAUAGCACAUCAUGAAAGUUCACUGAUUACAGUAUGCAACAUAAAAGACAAAAGAAAAACAGUAAAUAGUGGUUGCUGUGGAAAACAUCGUUCACAGAUUCAUUCAGUGAUUUCUGUACUUUCAGAGUGUGUCAUUAUGCAGACAGGCUCUACAAUUAGAGUCUGUUUUUUAGAAUAUGACGCUGCUUUUCAUUUGAAUAAAAACAAUCAAGUAUU
This is a messenger RNA of Danio rerio (zebrafish), 2413 nucleotides long. Lineage: Eukaryota; Metazoa; Chordata; Actinopteri; Cypriniformes; Danionidae. The record is from RefSeq and is a predicted model, not a curated record.